Messenger RNA from Rhododendron vialii, 2422 nucleotides. RefSeq names its product pentatricopeptide repeat-containing protein At1g62914, mitochondrial-like. The coding region runs from base 74 to 1657 and encodes 527 amino acids. NCBI's taxonomy places the organism in Eukaryota, Viridiplantae, Streptophyta, Magnoliopsida, Ericales, Ericaceae. Gene Ontology annotation, molecular function: protein binding. The transcript is spliced from 2 exons. The record is from RefSeq and is a predicted model, not a curated record.
AGCUUGGAAUAUCCUCAUCCUUUGAAUUCGCUUGUGGAGAGGGAGAGAGAGAGAGAGAGAGGACGGAGAAGAGAUGGCUCAGAUUGGGGUUUUUUCAGUAAUCAGUCCCAUAGAAUCUGCUAAAUACCGAAAAGGUAAUCUUCUCUCUCCUCCCCACCGUUCAUAUUUUGCCCUUCGUUCUCAUUCCAACACUAUAAACACUAGAAGUUCUACUCCUUCUGCGACCCUCAUCAGCCCAGCACGAAAGCAAGAUGAUGUUCCAACCAUUUUAGAAAUCAAUAAGGCGUUAGCCAAUACUACGAAGUCGGGUAAGUACAGCACGGCUCUUUCUCAUUUCAACGAGUUGCAGUUACACGACAUUGAGCUAAAUUUGUACACCUUCAACAUUGCAAUUAACUGCUAUUGUUGCGUUAAUCGAGUUGGAUUUGGGUUCUCUCUUUUAGGCAGCAUCUUGAAACGCGGUUAUACGCCAGAUGUAGUUACCUUCAACACUCUGUUGAAUGGGCUUAUCCCACAAGAUAAUGCUGAUGAGGCUCUUUCUCUUUUCAACAAGUUGUUGUUACAAGACAUUGAGCUAAAUUUGUAUACCUUCAACAUUGCUAUUAACUGCUACUGUCGCGUGAAUCGAGUUGGCUUUGGGUUCUCUCUUUUAGGCAGUGUCUUCAAACGCGGUUAUACGCCUGAUGUAGUUACCUUCAACACUCUGUUGCAUGCACUUAUCCCACAAGAUAAAGCUGAAGAGGCUCUUUCUCUUUUCAACAAGUUGUUGUUACAAGACAUUGAGCUAGAUUUGUAUACCUUCAGCAUUGCUAUUAACUGCUACUCUUGCGUGAAUCGAGUUGGCUUUGGGUUCUCUCUUUUAGGCAGCAUCUUCAAACGCGGGUAUACACCUAAUGUAAUUAUCUUCAACACCCUGUUAGAUGGACUUAUCGCACAGGAUAAAGCUGAUGAGGCUCUUUCUCUUUUCAAUAAGUUGUUGUUACAAGACAUUGAGCUAGAUUUGUAUACCUUCAGCAUUGCUAUUAACUGCUACUCUCGUGUGAAUCGAGUUGGCUUUGUGUUCUCUCUUUUAGGCAGCAUCUUCAAAUGCGGGUAUACACCUAAUGUAGUUAUCUUCAACACCCUGUUAGAUGGACUUAUUGUACAGGAUAAAGCUGAUGAGGCUCUUUCUCUUUUCAACAAGUUGUUGUUACAAGACAUUGAGAUCGAUUUGUAUACCUUCAACAUUGCUAUUAACUGCUACUGUCACGUGAAUCAAGUUGGCUUUGGGUUCUCUCUUUUAGGCAGCAUCUUCAAACGCGGUUAUACGCCUGAUGUAGUUACCUUCAACACUCUGUUGAAUGCACUUAUCCCACAAGAUAAAGCUGAUGAGGCUCUUUCUCUUUUCAACAAGUUGUUGUUACAAGACAUUGAGCUAGAUUUGUAUACCUUCAGCAUUGCUAUUAACUGCUACUCUCGCGUGAAUCGAGUUGGCUUUGGGUUAUCCCUUUUGGGCAGCAUCUUCAAAAGCGGUUAUACGCCUAAUGUAGUUACCUUCAGCACUCUGUUAAAUGGAUUUAUUGCACAAGAUAAAGCUGCUGAGGCUCUUUCUCAUUUUGAGAAGUUGCAGUUACAAGACAUUGAGCUAAAUUUUGUACACCUUCAACAUUGCAAUUAACUGCUAUUAAUGUUUGAGAUUCCCCUAUGGAACGAUGCUGUCGGACGACUUGUUGUGGAUUGUUCAACAUACUGAUCUAUUGUUCAAAUGGCUGCUUCUACUUUUUUUUCGUGAUACGACAUCCUACUGCUUUGAUUAUGUAUAAGCGACCAUUGUUACGGACCGUCUCAGCCAUGUAUCUCAGUUUUAUUCGGGGGGAAGCAAGUACAAAAAUGAAGGGUGAAUGGUGGCGUACAAAUUUGUCAGAUUCGAACCGACGAAUUGAGUUUUUGCGAACCCCUGCCUUGGCCACUUGGUUGCGGUUCCCUAUCAAUUCCUUGUCUUUCCCCUUCUCUGACUUCGCUUCAUAGGGUGCAACCCGGAAUAAACGAUGCUGGAAUGCUUUGGGAGGAAGCAUAACAUAGGGGACAUAGAUUAUGAUAAAUACUUUGUAAAACUUGAGAAUCCAAGAGUUCUCCCUACCCAAACCCUUUCCGGGGUGACAAUAUAAAGAUGCAUCCAGAGAUUUGUUGAUGCUCCACGACCCAGAAAGUAUGGUAUCUGUCAACAGAUUCAGCUGCCGUUGGUAUAAAAAAUGCAGGUUCUAACCAUCAAAUUGGAAAACUAUGCCAGGUUAUGAUCUUAUUCUGUAGUGCUUGAUGGAGAUUCUUUUCUUCUUCUUUUUAAAGGGAGAAUUGCUGGAAUCUCUGAAAUUUUUGGUCAGGAUCUUCUGUAGUAGAUGAACUGUUUACUAGGGUGGCAUAAAUUGGUUGUUUUCAUUUUGUU